UCAGCCUCACUACCAAGCCCCGGUUCCUCCUCCAGUCUCGUUUGCGUCAAAACGUCGAACAGCUCGCACGCGCAACGCAGCCACAACCCCCACUUGCUGUUAACCAGCAGCAGUCGUCGCCGAUUCGCCGCCGUCCAAUGUCCGCCACCACCAGCCUCCCCCUCGCCGUCGCCGACGCCGUCUGGGCGGAGAUCAAGUCCGCGGGCCGCGCAUCCGACGAGCACCUUUCCAUCCUCGAGACGCUGUUCGGCAAGAACAUGCUUCGCGCCUGCAAGAUUGUCGACGAGCGCGGCGUCCGCCGCGUCACUGGUGCGCCCAGCGGCCGCUCGCUCUUCCUGGUGAUGGGGGAGUCGAAAAGGAAGGAGGAAUACCUCUGCUUCCCGGAGCACCUCUGCACCUGCUACUCCUUCUUCUACGACAUUGUAGGGCGCGGUGAGCAGCUCUGCUGUAAGCACCAGUUAGCGGCGCGGCUUGCAGAGGCUGUGGGCGAACACCAGGAGAUGGAAGUAACGGAUGAGGAGCUUGCACAUAUGCUUGCAAAGCUCUGAUGGUGUGAAACUUUGGAUUCUUCAUAAUGCACAUAACACUUAUGAAUUGUUUCUUACUUUCUUCUUCUCGCCCAGUAACACCGAUGCAAAGUAUUUAUGCAUACAGAAUACAAUAGGAAGAUGGCAUGCCAGAAAACUGGAUGGAGUCAGCAUUGCAUCAUCAUCCUUUUUGUUUAUAUUGAACAAUUAGCUUAUAAGAAUGUGGCCUGAUGUAUGCAUAUUCAUGUGAACUAAUUGAUGAAUUUAGAUGAAUAUAAUGUGUUCAGUGUUCAUUCGCUAUUGAGUUAGCUUCAUGUGUUCCUUUUAUGUAUUAUCUUCUUUUGACAAUAUAUUGUUCUUUCCUUCGUUUCUAUGAUGCCUUGCUGUAGCAAUGCUUGAGUAACAGUGGAAAGAAGAUACUAUUUCCCACUGUGAAGUGUGGGAAACAUCCAAGAUUUAUCCAACUUAAAGAUGUUGGCACAUAUGCCUCUUCGUGAGUAAAUAUAUUUCACAGUAAAUUAUGGUUAAUUGAAUUCUACAAGAGAGCAUCAGAAUGACAACUAAAGCAUUGGAAAUAGUGAAUACCUUUGGUUUAGUGUCUUGAGAAUUGAAAUCCUGAGUUUCCUCAUAAUUUAAUAUGUUGAAGAUAGUUCCAAUUGCCAAGUACUGCAUUUACAACAAUUUACAGUGUUAAUCUUGAUGGUUAUUUCAAACAGAUUUGAGGUUUUUCUAUGAUAGAAGAAUAUACUGAAUUGCAUAAGCUCAGAACACUGUGAUCAGCUUUUUUUUUUUAUUUGUUCGAACUACACCUCUUAGUAAAAUUUAAAGUCAUAUACAACCAGGGGAUGCUUCCCAGAGGAAUGUAACUUGCUUCCAUGAAAUUUGUUUCUGUUCCCACUCGCAAUGUCUUACCUGAUUUUUUUUUACAUGUGUUGUAACCACUGGAAGGACUGCAGUGAAAAUAUUGCAAUUCAAUUGUUUGUUUUGUUUUUCUCUUAUUGCAGUUAGUUUACUCAUGAUACAACCUGGUGACUUGCCAAAUAUUUCUCAUGGCAUCACUUAUCACAUAUUUACCCUUAGUUCACCUUGUUCUUAUGCUUUCACUAGAGAAUUCUUAUGCUUGCACUUCCUUUUCUACUGAAAAGAGAAUGUAAUCUUGUUCUUUCCAUGUAUACUUCGUUGAUAUGUCAAGGUGUUAUCACUCUUUUUCAUAUUCUUUCACAUUACUUUGAUGGAUUCAUUGAUACCUGCACUUUGAUGAUACAAUUUAUGUCAUGUCAAUUGACUACAGUAUAUGUAUUUGUAGGUGCUAGCUGCUUUGUUAGAUAUUUACAAGACUAAUAUGAUAAAGCCAACUAGUAUUGCAUGAUAGGCUUGAAGUCUCAAACAAUCAUGACAGCUAAGAUUUUCCAGCAUAUAAAUAUUUGUUAUUGCUAAAGAGACAAAUUUCUUGCAGAUGGUUUAUCUCUUAUAACAGUGUUUACCAAUGAAACAAAUGUAUGAAUGUGAACUGGACUCAUAACAGGAAUCUAAUUACCACAAAGAUGCAGAGUGCAAGCUAAGGUACAUGCCUUACCUUUUGGUUUGGUCUGUUUCUCUACAGAAAGAUCAAUUUAUCAUGAUAAAAAUCCAUAAUGGCUCCAUAGGUCGCUACUUCAUCACUUGGCCCUCCACAACUUAUCUUCAUCAUUUACAUUCCGUAAGUAAAUAUGCUCCACAAAACACCCAUCAUAAGUCAUCCCAACACAUUGUUGUUAUCCAUUGCAGCUUCUCGAAGAAACUGUGUUCUGUCAGGCCAAGACAGAUAUCAAUUGUACACUAGUUUACUUCAUAGCCACCAAUUGCACAUUUGCCUGGCAUACUAUCACCAAUUGCAUGUGACUUGGGCUUGACUGAGUUGAUUAUAUCUUUAACCAGUUUUAAGUAUGCAGUUGCAGAUUGGUUGAAACUGAUCCAAUAUAACCAGGUUCAUAUGGCCUAUGGGAUGGCAUGAUGCAAGAAACAACAGAGCAGAUAAAAGUGCAGUUGCUGGAUGUGCACAGGGGCAGGUUUAAAAUUUUCAUUCUCACCGUGCACUUUAUACUUGUUCACCCAACAGAAAUUGUUAAAAAAGAUUACACUUCUCAGAAAUGCUUAUAUAUAAUGGCCUAUCUGUGAAUUGCAAAUUUACAAGCGCAAGGUCAGAUCAAGAUUUUUCUCUGUUUGCUUCUUGGACUCCGGUGAACUUGCUGUGAAGCUCCCUGGCCAUACCAACCCUCCAGCUUCUUCCACUGCAAAAGGCAUCCAGGCACUCAUCUGGCCUCCAUCAAAUCUUGCUACGACAACAGCAGCUCUAUCACCAUGCUCCUUCAGAACUGUGGAGUGGGAGUUCACUCUCAAAGGUUGGAGAAUGGAAGCGGCUGGAGGGAGGCCCAUCAUCAUUUGAAACCUGUGUGACUUCCUUGCUGCACACCUCUCCCUCUUGUGUGCAUUCUGGUGUCCACCAAGGGCCUGCGAGCUGAAGAACUUUCUCAUGCAGUAGUUGCAGGAGAAAGUCCUAUGUGGAGUGGCCACCGAUUUGGCCUCCGGAGGCUUAGCUUCUUCACUUUUUGGCGCAUCAAGACCCAACUUCAGCCAGGGUACUGAGAGGAGAGGGUUGCUCAAGGUUUGUGCUAUCGUGGUUCACUCUGCUUUGCUAUAAAAAGAAGCCGAGGUCUGCGGGUGGCAAUAAUUCAACGAAAAAGGCAAGUUAUCGGUACUUUUAAGUGGACCAGGAUAUGCUCGUUUGCAGUAGUGGCAAACAUGUUGGUUCUUGUAAUUUCCGCAAGAUGAUAUGCCUGUCAUGUAUAGUGACAGGCUACAACAAACUUCAGUUUCUUGUCCAGCUCAUUCCUGAUCAGAUCUGCACCUGCUUUGGAUAGCAGCGUUAUACAUUUCUAUCAGGCACGGACGCUUGGCAAUGGCAUUAUUCAACACUAAAGCCUAGCUCAGCCUCCUCAAGCUACAUCACCACAUCGGUGGCUUUCAAAUGACUUCAGCCAUAUGGGUGUCUGCUCUUACCUGCCCUGGUGGUAUAUGCGGCUCGAUUUGGGGGAGGGGGCGAGACAGCCGGAACUGUAUUCUGAUGACGGGGAACCCUACGGGAAAUAGACACCUGCUGCUCUCUUUUGGACUAGUCAGAGAAGGAGGAAAAAAUCCUGAUGCUGAUAUGGUGUUAGUGGAAUGGUGACUCCGGGCGGCGGCUUGAUCCGGAGGUGGCGGCGGGCGAGCAGAGCAGAGCAGGCCCAGGCCCAGGCCUUGGUCUAUCGGCGUUCGCUGUAGGCAGGUGACGCCUGCCAUGUCGCUUUAUUGAUUGCCAUCAUAAGAUUAAGCAGCUUUCACUUCUUGUCUUCCUUCCUUCAUGUUACAGUUACGCAGUGUUGAGGCGAGGUUGAUUGAUCGAUCGUCAGUGGUGAACACAACUGGGCGGGGGAUUUUGUUCCAUUCCAUUCCAUGUGCUCUUUGGCGCGUCGUCUUGGGUGGGCGACAUCUUUGGCAGGGCACUGAUUCUGGUGCGCGCGUGAAGCCAGAAAGAAUGGGAUACUGGGACUGGGAUCCGUGUGGUGCUCCAAGCAGUUCCAUCUUCCAUGAUUUCCAUUCGGAUUUGCGGUCACAAUCUAUAAUCAGGAGCUGCAUAUUAUGCUAUCGCUAUAUGCCUUGGAGCCGCCCCUCGAAACUCGAAGUACUUGCUGGAGAGCCCUGUACUAUCCUGCCCGGCUGUGUGUGUAUGAUCCUGAUGUGUGUGUGUAUCCCGUACUGAAAUUGCUGGGUGGAUGACGAUUCCGGACAGAAACUGAUGAUCCUACGUGUCGGUCCGUGGGCUGCGCUGGGAACUGCGAAGGCGGGCCACCUCUGUACCCAGCGCGCCCGCCCCAGAACCAGACCCACCCACACCACACAUGCUUUCUCCUCA
Messenger RNA from Panicum hallii, 4458 nucleotides. RefSeq names its product zinc finger SWIM domain-containing protein 7. Lineage: Eukaryota; Viridiplantae; Streptophyta; Magnoliopsida; Poales; Poaceae. The transcript is spliced from 7 exons. The record is from RefSeq and is a predicted model, not a curated record. Gene Ontology annotation, cellular component: Shu complex. Gene Ontology annotation, molecular function: zinc ion binding. Bases 138 to 548 code for a protein of 136 amino acids. Gene Ontology annotation, biological process: double-strand break repair via homologous recombination.